GCCAGACGCAGCGAGACGAGGACCGACUGAAGAUGGAGGAGCUUCUAUUGCCGAGCGGCGAGGAGGAGGUUCGCUCUGACCACAGUUCAUAUGUUCCGGGAGACGCAGGGAGGACGAUGGGGGACCAAGUGAAGUCCUUCUUCCAGGUGACGGUGAAGGAGGACCUGGGUAAGAACUUGAAGAAGUUCCUGAAGAGAAACGGGCUGCUGACGCUGUCGGUCUUUGCGGUGCUCACCGGCUGCACACUGGGCUUCAUGCUGAGGGGGACUCACCUGUCCACACAGGCAAAGAUCUACUUCUCUUUUCCCGGAGAGCUGCUGAUGAGGAUGCUGAAGAUGCUCAUCCUUCCUCUCAUCACGUCCAGUUUGAUGUCCGGUCUGUCGUCGAUGGAGUCUAAGGCGUGCUGUCGGAUGGGCGUCCUGACUGUCACCUACUACCUGUGGACCACCUUCAUCGCCGUGGUGGUCGGCAUCGUGCUCGUCAUCAUCAUCAAGCCCGGCGUGGGGACGGAAGUGGAGAGCAACCGGCUGGGAGGGGGGCCCGUUAUGACCUCGGCUGAUGCCCUGCUGGACCUCAUCAGGAACAUGGUACCCUCUAAUCUGAUCGAGGCCACGUUUCAGCAGUACAAAACAGACCUGGUCCCCAUCCUCAAAGUCCCGGCCAGAACCAUCCAGCCCAACUUCGUCUACGUCGUCCCCGAUGACACCGACCCCAAAGGUCGGACGGUGUACCUGGAGCUCACCCCCCCUCCUGAGAUCACGUACAAGACAAGUCCCGGCAGCAGCCAGCAGAUGAACGUCCUCGGCAUCGUCAUCUUCUCUGCAACCAUGGGUCUGUUGCUGGGCAGAAUGGGAGAGCGAGGAGCUCCACUGGUCAACGUUUGUCAGUGUAUCAACGAGUGUGUCAUGAAGAUCAUCAAUGCUGCCGUUUGGUACUUUCCGUUCGGGAUCAUUUUCCUGGUGGCGGGGAAGAUCCUGGACAUGCAGGACCCGAGCACGCUAGGGAAGAAGCUGGGCUGGUACGGCAUCACCGUGCUCGCCGGCCUCUUCGUCCACGGACUAAUCCUCCUCCCUCUCUUCUACUUCGUCCUCACCAGAAAGAACCCCUUCUCUUUCAUCCGUGGGCUGCUGCAGGCCUUGGUGAUCGCUCUGGCUACCUCCUCCAGCUCUGCCACGCUGCCCAUCACCAUGAAGUGUCUGUUGGAAAACUGUCAUGUCGACCGACAGAUCGCCCGCUUCGUCCUCCCUGUGGGUGCCACCAUCAAUAUGGAUGGCACGGCGCUGUACGAGGCUGUGGCGGCCAUCUUUAUCGCUCAGGUUAAUGACUAUGAGCUGGACUUUGGCCAAUUAGUCACCAUCAGCAUCACAGCUACGGCUGCCAGCAUCGGGGCAGCAGGGAUUCCUCAGGCCGGUCUGGUUACCAUGGUGAUCGUACUCACAUCAGUGGGUUUGCCGCCAGAUGACAUCACACUCAUCGUGGCCAUUGACUGGAUCCUCGACAGGUUUCGGACUAUGAUCAACGUUUUGGGCGAUGCUCUGGCGGCGGGAAUCAUCGCCCACCUCUGUCGGAAAGAUUUCCCCCUCAGUGGAUCAGGAAAGUCUGUACCGUCAUACGGUACGCAGAAUCCUCACAACAACUCCCACAGUGUAGACGUGCCAAUGACAGAGAUCCACACUCACAAAGACUGCAUGUUCGACACGAUGGGCGACUCGGCGAGUGAGAGGCACGCACACACUGUCUACUACAACAUCUGUCAGGUGUGACAGAACAGCUCGCCUCAAAACAGCGUCUGGGAGGAUCCGGUCAAACCUCACUGUGCCAUCUGAUCAGGAGUGUAAAGAAGAGACGGACUUUGUGGCCACAGAGCGUGAAUCUUCACGGGAUGGGAGCCCAAGCAGCAGUUUCAUUUCGGUGGUUUAUAUUCCGUUGAAGAACAUGAUGAACAGAAGCCUGAUCUUCACCAGAGGAUUAUGGGUACCCUACUGGGAGUUCAUCUUCUGGUUUAAAAGAGAGACAUCUGAAAGCAGGAUGCUUGAACUGAUAUCCAGGUUUGUUAAUGGGACAGCUCCACUCUGAUACCUUGUUUAAGACUCUGUGGAUGAAAUAAUGGUUUAUGAAGUAAAUCCUUGCAUAGUAACCACGAUUGCUGUACGUAUCGUGGUAACCAUGGCGGUUUCUAGGGCUGCGUAUCAAACCUUAAUACGUCCCUGGUAGUGACCGGAAUGUGUCCGAGUUUGAAUAACUGUCAGGUACCAAAAGCUGGUAUCAAAUGUAUUCUGCCUUGUGUGACCCGUAGAAGAAGCGCACUACAGGUCCCAGGUUGUUUUGAUAUCAGGAUAGUAACUCUUGUUCCACAUGAUAUCCAGCUCUAGCAGUCGCCCGAACAAAUGUUAGGCGGAAAGGUGGAUCAGCACCUGGAUCAUUUUCCUGUUCGUCCCCUUUACUCAGACCAGAACAAAUCCACCAAAACCAGAUUGUUUUGAGGUGUUUUUUGGAUCCUGAAGAGUUGACAUCUUAGAGACUGUUUGUCUUUUUAUCUGGGAUCUUCUGAAGGGAAGAACUUCUUCGUGCUGCUGUUUGUUCUGAACCACAUCUCUGUCUUAUGUUCAACAAUUCUCUCUGGUGUUUAACAAACCUCUGACUGAACUCUGUAUUUGAUU
This is a messenger RNA of Dicentrarchus labrax (European seabass), 2660 nucleotides long. It is a transcript of the gene slc1a8a, whose product is annotated as solute carrier family 1 member 8a. Gene Ontology annotation, biological process: L-glutamate transmembrane transport. NCBI's taxonomy places the organism in Eukaryota, Metazoa, Chordata, Actinopteri, Moronidae. Gene Ontology annotation, cellular component: plasma membrane. Gene Ontology annotation, molecular function: L-glutamate transmembrane transporter activity; glutamate:sodium symporter activity; neutral L-amino acid transmembrane transporter activity. The record is from RefSeq and is a predicted model, not a curated record. The coding region runs from base 33 to 1763 and encodes 576 amino acids. The transcript has 11 exons.